Molecule: messenger RNA, 1221 nt
Organism: Moesziomyces antarcticus
Lineage: Eukaryota; Fungi; Basidiomycota; Ustilaginomycetes; Ustilaginales; Ustilaginaceae
Product: rhomboid-domain-containing protein
Exons: 1
Coding region: 1-1221 (406 amino acids)
Cellular component (GO): membrane
Molecular function (GO): serine-type endopeptidase activity
Source: RefSeq, a predicted model, not a curated record
AUGAAGCCUUCAAUACGGUCCUGGGCGGCAGCAUCGUGCAAACUCCUUGGGUCGACAGCUCUCAACGCACCUAGUGCCGCUCGAGCAGCGGCGUCCACAUCGCAGCACAUGCAGCUCCGCCACGCGUCCACACGGCGUCACCCCGACCAAGGGGCGGCUUGCUCAUCGACGCUGCGUUUUGACCCCAACCGGAUCGCACCAUCAACACAUAUAACAAGGUUUUCUGGAAUGUCGGCCACCGGCAACGCCGGGAUCAAGACUCGGCAUCCCGCGACGGCGGCGGGUGGGCAAUCGUCGGGGCUCUUUCGAUCGUUCUGCACAUCGCAGCCGAGCGUACCUCUGCAAGCAGCGCCUUUAGGACUGGGCAUCGCAGCGUGGGUAUGGUCUCGCAUGCCACGCUUGCGGUCAGAAAGCAGUCCAUCGCGCUCGUCGCUGCGUUCGCGCAACCAGCCCUCGCCGCUCUUCCAUCGCCCCUCCCCCACCCCAGGCGGUGGCGGUGGCUCUGGCGGCAACCCACGUCGACGACCGGGUCCAUCGUGGCUGGCCUCGUUCGCUGCGCACAUUGACGAACGCUUCUGGAGCCGCUUCGAUCCGCGCGCGGUGAUCUUUGCGGUGGUUGGCGUCAACGUGCUGGUGUUCGUCGGGUGGGCAUGGGCGCGCGAGAUGUUGGAUCGCUUCGGCGACCCGCGCCCGUCGAUCAGCAUGGCCAAGCACUUUCUCUCGGGCGAAAUCAACAUGGGCGAGGGGAGGUGGUGGACGCUGUUGACCAACUGCUUCUCGCACCAAGCGCCGACGCAUUUGAUCUUCAACAUGGUGACGCUGGGCUUCAUGUCGCCCCCCGUGCUUGCGCUCACGGGUCCGACGAUGUUCCUGCUGCUGUACUGCGGUGGCGGCAUCAUCAGCAGUGUCGUUUCCAUGGUGGGGAAGAGGGUGAUUGAGACGGAGGAACAGCAGAGCAGGAGACCGUUCAGUCAUGGGGCGAGUGGAUCGGUGUAUGCGAUCAUGAGCACGUUCGCGUGCGUCCAGCCGCGCGCCCAGUUGUUGCUGUUCUUCGUGCUGCCCGUGCCGGCAUGGGCGUGCGUGUCGGGCAUCUUUGCUUGGGAUGUUGCGCAGGCCGUGCUCAAUCCGGGCCAACGCACCGAUUCCGCAGGUCAUAUCGGCGGCGUCCUAGCCGGCAUCUUGUUCUGGCGCUUCGGUCUCAAAGGCAUCCAGAUGCACUAG